Messenger RNA from Pochonia chlamydosporia 170, 309 nucleotides. RefSeq lists its product as hypothetical. The transcript has 2 exons. The coding region runs from base 1 to 309 and encodes 102 amino acids. NCBI's taxonomy places the organism in Eukaryota, Fungi, Ascomycota, Sordariomycetes, Hypocreales, Clavicipitaceae. The record is from RefSeq and is a predicted model, not a curated record.
AUGACUAGUUCAUGUAGAUUCCCGAUUCUGAAUCAAGCUAUGACUUUCCAGACUGAAGCUGGUUGUGGCGGUUGUUUUGUUCCCAUCCUCUGUGCUUCACCGCCGAGACCGCAUCACAUAUUUACCAGGGUCCCCCAAAACCGAGAUGACAUGGCUUCCAAUGGUCCCAGAAAUACGGAGCACCACGAGUACCACCAGCGGCACAAAAACGAGACAAAGUCUCUGUGCUCCUGUAUUACAGGAGUUGCGGUCACUGGAUACAAUCUCAUGGGUGAACCAGCCUGGCUCAGACUGGCGUGGAGACCAUAA